Hypoxylon trugodes is the source of this 950-nucleotide messenger RNA. RefSeq lists its product as uncharacterized. The transcript is spliced from 2 exons. The coding region runs from base 36 to 443 and encodes 135 amino acids. The record is from RefSeq and is a predicted model, not a curated record. Lineage: Eukaryota; Fungi; Ascomycota; Sordariomycetes; Xylariales; Hypoxylaceae.
CUUAGAUUGAUAACUUCCCAAGGGCCGACUUGUCAAUGGCUAUUUUGAACGAAAACAGCAGGAUUCAGUGUUUUUUAACACUAGGAAUUUCGCCCGAGAAGGCGUCACAUCUCCUAGACCAAUUGUUUGGAGUCCGCUUAGACGUUAAUGGAGAUGCUACAUCUAUCUUAUACAAAAAUGGAGUAGAAGUACUAUUACAUCGUCAGCCUCUUAUAAUCCUCCAAGGAGGUUGUACUGAUACCAUUCCGUCUAUAUUUGGCCCGGAGAUUGCAGAGGGAAUUAAAGAGAGUCCUCAAUUUAUUGAAGGAAAACAAGAGAGGAAAACAAGCAGCGCAGUAUCAGCAACAAUAUCAACCAAGGUAGAUAUCCACGUCUCUCUGGGACUGAUCCGAGGGACGAUUCUUGCCGAGAAACUAUUCCCAAGAAAAUAUCGCACGAAUUAGAUGAAUACAUGUGCAAACUACUUAUAUCACUUUCACCCUCCCAUCCUUCCCACCGAACCAAAGAGUAAUUCCUUCGGGCACGAUUCCUUCGCCAUUUUGUUGGGUCUGUUGAUUUAUCAAGUCUGACUCUUUCCCAGUUUUAUAUACCAGGGUGAUUGCGUCUUUCCAGUACACCUUUUGCCCAGAUCCGACGAUAACGAUUGGGCAACCCGAGCCAUCGGCAAAAAAAUCAAUAUCCUUGGUGAGGGUCUCCGCCGAGAAUGACAUGGAAUCUCCCGAUAAUUACCUACCUGGGUUUAGGUAGGUUGUUUUAGGUAUAGUACGUAGCUUUUAUGCUCUGAUAUAAAUCGCCAAACUGAUGCGAGACGAAAGGUUUAGGAUACCUAAGCAUGAGCGACCGCGAAAAUCGUUCUUUAUUAAAGAUAAUUUCUGGAACGCGCCCGAUGAAGGCAACCCUACCCAGCCAGAAUAGCGUUAGCUUAAAGGUGUUAUCAGCGCACGGUAUCA